AUGAGUCACGAGCUCGACGGGUGGAUCGCGGCGCUGCGCAAAUGCGAGCCAUUGGAGGAAGACGACGUCAAGCGAUUGUGUCAGAUGGCGAUCGAGAUCUUGGUGGAAGAGUCGAACGUGCAGACGAUCGAUUCGCCGGUGACGAUAUGCGGGGACAUUCACGGGCAGUUUUACGAUUUGUUGGAACUGUUUAAAGUCGGCGGCGACUGCCCGGAUACAAACUAUUUGUUCAUGGGGGACUUCGUCGAUCGCGGGUUUUACAGCGUGGAGACGUUUUUGUUGCUCCUGGCGCUGAAGGUGAGGUACCCGGAUCGAAUGUAUCUCAUUCGGGGGAAUCACGAGUGUCGACAGAUCACGCAGGUGUACGGGUUUUACGACGAGUGUUUGCGCAAAUACGGGAGCGUCAACGUGUGGCGAUAUUGCACGGAUGUGUUCGAUUACCUUUCGUUGUCUGCGCUCAUAGAUAACAAGAUAUUUUGCGUGCACGGGGGGUUGUCCCCGAGCAUCACGACGAUCGAUCAGAUUCGAACGAUCGAUCGUAAACAAGAGGUGCCGCACGAAGGCGCGAUGUGCGAUUUGCUUUGGAGCGACCCCGAGGACGUCUCCGGCUGGGGGCUUUCCCCUCGAGGGGCGGGGUAUUUGUUCGGCGACGACGUGUGCACGUCGUUCACACAGACGAAUAGCGUAGACAUGAUCGCGCGAGCGCAUCAGCUCGUGAUGGAGGGGUACAAGUGGAUGUUUAACAAACGGCUCGUCACUGUGUGGUCGGCGCCGAAUUACUGCUACCGCUGCGGCAACGUCGCGGCCAUCUUAGAACUGGACGAAAACCUGGCGCACGACUUCAAGGUUUUCGAGGCGGCACCGCAAGAGGCGCGCGGGGUGCCGGCGAAGAGGGCGACGCCCGAUUACUUCCUGUAA
Molecule: messenger RNA, 918 nt
Organism: Ostreococcus lucimarinus CCE9901
Lineage: Eukaryota; Viridiplantae; Chlorophyta; Mamiellophyceae; Mamiellales; Bathycoccaceae
Exons: 1
Coding region: 1-918 (305 amino acids)
Biological process (GO): peptidyl-serine dephosphorylation; double-strand break repair via homologous recombination
Cellular component (GO): nucleus; cytoplasm
Molecular function (GO): protein serine/threonine phosphatase activity
Source: RefSeq, a predicted model, not a curated record